Messenger RNA from Suricata suricatta (meerkat), 978 nucleotides. It is a transcript of the gene RAX, whose product is annotated as retina and anterior neural fold homeobox. The transcript is spliced from 4 exons. Gene Ontology annotation, biological process: positive regulation of transcription by RNA polymerase II. Gene Ontology annotation, molecular function: RNA polymerase II cis-regulatory region sequence-specific DNA binding; DNA-binding transcription factor activity, RNA polymerase II-specific. The coding region runs from base 1 to 978 and encodes 325 amino acids. NCBI's taxonomy places the organism in Eukaryota, Metazoa, Chordata, Mammalia, Carnivora, Herpestidae. The record is from RefSeq and is a predicted model, not a curated record.
AUGCACCUGCCCGGCUGCGCCCCCGCCAUGGCCGACGGCAGCUUCUCGCUGGCCGGCCACCUGCUCCGCGGCGCGGGAGGGAGCACCUCGCGGCUGCACAGCAUCGAGGCUAUCCUGGGAUUUACCAAGGAAGACGGGAUCCUGGGUUCCUUCUCGGCGGAGCCGGGCGCUCGGGGCGCCAAGGAGCGGGAUAGGAGGCCGGGCGCGCGGGCCGCUUGCCCCAAGGCGCCCGGGGGAGGCGCCGAGCCCUCCCCGCAGCCCGCCCCGGCGCCUGCUCCCGAGUACGAAGCCCCUCGACCCUACUGCCCCAAGGAGCCUGGGGAGGCGCGGUCGAGCCCAGGGCUGCCGGUCGGCCCCGCCACGGGCGAUGAGAAGCUGUCGGAGGAGGAGCAGCCCAAGAAGAAGCACCGGAGGAACCGCACGACCUUCACCACAUACCAGCUUCACGAGCUGGAGCGCGCGUUCGAGAAGUCUCACUACCCCGACGUGUACAGCCGUGAGGAGCUGGCCGGCAAGGUCAACCUACCCGAAGUCCGGGUCCAGGUAAAGCGCCCGGAUCGCCUGCACCGGAGACCGAGAGCAGAGGCUCGAAGUCGGCGCUCCCCGGGGAGAGGGGACCCACCCGCGGGGGCCCGGCCCAAGGUCAAGCUCGCCGGGCGCCGUGGGCCCCAGGCUGGGCGCGCUGGAGAUCGGCUGCAGACACUCCAAACAGACCCCCGAGGGAACAGCCGAGGGAUGUUUGGCAGGCCUGGGGACCCGCCUCUGGGGCCCGCCUCCCCUCGUCUGGACUCAACGGGGCCGACGCCCGUUGCCUCACCUUCCCCCACCACCCUGUGGGCCUGCCUCGCUGCUCGGCCCUACCUUCCUCUUCACUUCCCAGGCCCCAGACGCGCCUCUGCCUUCGGGCACACUUCCUCCGCCGGGCAGAGUGCCCGGGCGACCAUUGGAGAGAGCCAGCAUACUACAUCCGAGCUCUAA